Dovyalis caffra is the source of this 651-nucleotide messenger RNA. NCBI's taxonomy places the organism in Eukaryota, Viridiplantae, Streptophyta, Magnoliopsida, Malpighiales, Salicaceae. The record is from the annotation of a GenBank genome assembly.
AUGUUCUUCUCUCAACCCAGAGAACGCACCUCAUUCCGAGACCUUACAACAUUGUGCAUGAAGGAUCACACACCAUCUGAUGGAAUUCAUGUUGAGAUUGUUAGAAUUGAACUGAAAGGAAGAACUUACAACAUUGUGUAUGAAGGAUUACACACCAUCUGCUUCAAUUGUGGGCGUUCUGGUUACAAAGCAGAUGAUUGUGCUCUGAGGCUCCACUCCGCUAGCUUCGUUCAGUCUGAGAAGGACAGCCAUGGAGAUCGUGACGCAGGCAUGAACAAAGAGACAAAUUUGCCAGCUGACAGAAAUGACAAAUCUGAAUUUGGACGAAGGAACAGAUCUUCGACUCUUCAGGAAUUUCAGUCUGAUCCGAAUGCCUCUGCCACACCUCCCACGCCAUUGAACACGGGUACUGGAGAAUUUGUUUUUGUGGAAGGGACAACUCACGGCCAGGACACAAACUCUCGGCCCAAAUCCAAAGGAAAGGCCACAGGCUCUUCAAGAGGGCCUCAAACGGUGGCCAAGUUUAAGACCACCUUUCCUGAAACUGAGCCCACUUCUCUCCAGCCCACAAAUGCCUCUCGAAGCCACUUACCCAAAACAAAAGAAAACCCACCCUCCAAUUACCCAUAUAUCCACCCCAAGCCCAGUUAA